AUGGCUAAAGUUCGAACAUUGCUUGAUUUUUUGAAUGAAAAAUUCUUCAUGUAUGCACCUAUAGAAAAAAGUUGCAGUAUAGACGAGUCAAUGAUCCCAUAUUAUGGCCGCCAUGGAUGCAAGCAGCAUAUACAUGGCAAGCCCAUACGGUUCGGAUUCAAAGCUUGGACGGCUGCUACACGACUAGGGUACUGUCUUCAUGCAGAUUUAUAUGAGGGAAAAUCUGAACAACGAUCCACUGGACUUGGAGAACACGUAGUUACUAAGAUGAUGGAAGCCAUGAAAAAAGAAUAUCCUGAAACCCAAUUUUCAGUUUUUUGUGACAAUUUUUUUACCUCACCAACUCUUAUAAGCAAUUUGCAGGACAAGAACAUCAAGGUAACAGGCACUGUGCGCCAAAAUAGGAUUGAUAAAUGUCCGUUAAUGGAUGUCAAGUCUGUCAAAAAAGAAGCAAAGAGGCUAUUACGACUACCGUUUGGACACUAA
Messenger RNA from Parnassius apollo (apollo), 486 nucleotides. Lineage: Eukaryota; Metazoa; Arthropoda; Insecta; Lepidoptera; Papilionidae. The record is from the annotation of a GenBank genome assembly.